CUGAAACGACAGCAGAUCUGCUUUUCCCAGACGGUGUCUCGUCUCACUGAGAAAAGGAGAUCUGCAAAGCGUAACGUUACCACCGAAUAGAAAAAAGAGAUGGCUUUGAUGGCAGUGUUGGAGUCAGAUCUUCGAGCUUUAUCGGCAGAAGCUCGCCGGCGAUAUCCUGCCGUCAAAGAUGCUGCAGAGCACGCUAUUUUGAAGUUAAGAUGUUUGUCGAGCCCGAGUGAGAUAGUACUUAACGAGGAUAUACUAAAGAUAUUUUUGAUGGCGUGUGAAGUUAGGACUGUGAAAAUGAGCGUGAUUGGACUUUCUUGUCUGCAAAAGCUCAUUUCUCACGAUGUAGUUGCUCCAUCAGCUUUAAAGGAGAUUCUCGACACCCUCAAAGAUCAUGGGGAAAUGGCUGAUGAGAGUCUUCAGCUUAAGACCUUGCAGACUAUCCUCAUAAUAUUUCAAUCUCGUUUACAACCUGAUAAUGAGGACCACACCGCUCAAGCGCUUGGUAUCAUUCUUCGUCUUCUUGAAAACAACAGAUCCUCUGAUAGCGUGCGAAAUACUGCUGCAGCAACUUUUAGGCAAGCCGUAGCAUUGAUAUUUGAUCGUGUGGUUUCUGCUGAGUCACUUCCAGCCGGAAAAUUUGGUUCUGGAGUGUACAUUUCUCGUAGCAGUUCAGUUAGUAGUGAUGUUAAUCGCAAUAUAAAUCAGCAAGAGUCGUUGGAGCAGGAGUUUUCUUCCGGAGGUCCAUCGCUAAUGAGGGAUACCCUAACUAAAUCUGGAAAGCUCGCACUUCGGUUGCUUGAGGACCUGACAGCUCUUGCUGCAGGUGGAUCUGCUGUCUGGCUACGUGUCAGUUCCAUUCAACGGACAUUUGCACUUGAUCUACUUGAGUUUAUUUUGUCCAAUUAUGUGGUGCUGUUCAGAGUGUUGGUUCCUUAUGAAGAGGUUCUUCGUCGCCAGAUAUGCUCACUGCUAAUGACAUCACUUCGUACUGAUACCGAGCCUGAAGGAGAAUCCGGAGAACCUUAUUUUCGGCGUCUGGUGUUGCGUUCAGUAGCCAACAUAAUCAGGCUAUACAGUUCUUCACUUAUCACUGAAUCUGAGGUAUUUCUCAGCAUGUUGGUGAGGGUUAUAUCUCUAGACUUACCGUUGUGGCAUCGCAUUCUUGUUCUUGAAAUUUUAAGGGGCUUCUGUGUGGAAGCACGCACGAUGCAAGUUCUUUUCCUUAAUUUUGACAUGCAUCCAAAAAACACAAAUGUGGUUGAGGGUAUGGUAAAAGCUCUUGCUCGUGUUGUUUCUAGUAUCCAGUUUCAAGACACAUGUGAGGAGAGUCUUGCGGCUGUAGCUGGAAUGUUCAGUAGUAAAGCAAAAGGGAUUGAGUGGAGCUUAGAUAGCGACGCAUCCAAUGCUGCUGUUUUAGUUGCAAGUGAAGCACAUGCAAUAACUUUAGCAAUUGAGGGUCUGCUAGGAGUCGUUUUCACUGUGGCUACUUUAACAGAUGAGGCAGUUGACACGGGUGAGCUUGACUCUCCAAGAUGUGAAUCUGAUCCACCAGCAAAACUCACUGGGAGAACUGCACUUCUUUGUGUAUCAAUGGUUGAUUCUCUUUGGUUGACCAUUCUUGAUGCUUUGUCAUUCAUCUUGGCGAAGUCUCAAGGAGAGGCUAUUAUUUUGGAAAUACUGAAAGGCUAUCAAGCAUUUACUCAGGCCUGUGGAAUUCUUCAUGCUGUAGAGCCUUUAAAUUCUUUUCUUGCAUCCCUUUGCAAAUUCACAAUUGGCAUACCUGUUGAAGUUGAGAAGAGGAGUGUGGUGCAAUCUCCUGGGUCUAAGCGGUCAGAAGCAUUGCUUGAGCCAAAGGAAACUAUUGUCCUUACUCCUAAGAAUGUGCAGGCACUAAGAACACUUUUCAACAUAUCUCAUCGACUGCAUAAUGUUUUAGGUCCUUCAUGGAGCUUGGUACUGGAGACUCUAGCUUCUCUUGACCGAGCUAUUCAUUCUCCACAUGCAACUACACAGGAGGUCUCCACAGCUGUGCCAAAGCUUACAAGAGAUUCUUCUGGUCAAUAUAGUGAUUUUCAUAUUCUUUCUUCCUUAAAUUCUCAGCUGUUUGAGAGCUCUGCUCUGAUGCAUGUAGCUGCUGUCAAGUCACUGCUUUCUGCUCUACGUCAGUUGUCACAUCAGUGUAUGUCUGCAGCUGUGAGUGGCUUUGGCCCACCGUCAAGUCAAAAAAGUGGAAGCAUCUGUUUCUCAGUAGAGAGAAUGUUAUCGAUCCUAGUCAAUAACGUGCAUAGUAUGUCCUGACAACUAUUUUUCCUA
Messenger RNA from Nicotiana tabacum (common tobacco), 2313 nucleotides. NCBI's taxonomy places the organism in Eukaryota, Viridiplantae, Streptophyta, Magnoliopsida, Solanales, Solanaceae. The record is from RefSeq and is a predicted model, not a curated record.